Messenger RNA from Miscanthus lutarioriparius, 732 nucleotides. The record is from the annotation of a GenBank genome assembly. NCBI's taxonomy places the organism in Eukaryota, Viridiplantae, Streptophyta, Magnoliopsida, Poales, Poaceae.
AUGGCGGCGGCAGCGGAGCGCCCCUCGGCCGGCGGCUUCGUGCUGUGGCUCCAUGGCUCAGGCGGGUCGGGCGACGAGAGCCGCGAGCAGGUCGCGCCCUACUUCUCCGCCCCGGGCAUCGCCUCCUCCGUCCGGCUGUCCUUCCCCACCGCGGCCACGGCUUCCAUCCCCUGCUACGGUGAUGCGGUGAUCACGGCUUGGUUCGGCAUCUCGGAGGUUCCUAUUACCGCGAAAACUGUUAGAGAUGAGAAAGAAGUCCUUAAAGCUGUUGAGUAUGUGCAUGAAUUGCUAGACAAAGAAGUAGCUGCGGGAACGAGUCCGUCAGACAUUUUCGUUUGUGGGAUGAGCCAAGGAGGCGCUCUAGCCAUAGCGAGUGUUCUACUCUACCCAAAAACUUUAGGUGGUUGUGCUGUCUUCAGUGGUUCAGUUCCACUGAAUAAAUCAUUCGCUGAAAAGGUGUCAUCUGAAGCUAGAAAGACGCCGGUAUUAUGGUUUCAUGGAAUGGCAGAUGGGUUGGUCCUAUUUGAAGCAGGACAUGCUGGGUGUGCAUUUUUAGAGGAGCUUGGCAUGUCCUGUGAAUUCAAGGCUUAUCCUACCCUUGGACAUUCAAUGGUUGAUGAAGAGCUCCAGUACUUUCAGCAAUGGAUCCUGAAUCGUCUAGGGAUGACUGUCUCUGGAGCAACUGAAACCGCAAGGCCAUCAUCGUCGUCUAACCACAAGGAUCCCCAAUAG